Molecule: messenger RNA, 3859 nt
Organism: Strongylocentrotus purpuratus (purple sea urchin)
Lineage: Eukaryota; Metazoa; Echinodermata; Echinoidea; Camarodonta; Strongylocentrotidae
Product: bolA-like protein DDB_G0274169
Exons: 4
Coding region: 264-755 (163 amino acids)
Cellular component (GO): mitochondrion
Source: RefSeq, a predicted model, not a curated record
CAUCGCGUGCUGUUGUACCCAUUUAUUCGUGUCUUAGUUAUGUUUUCGUGACAUUUUCACGUGAGCAAGGGUUAUCAUUCGAUUUAAAUAGCAAUCAUAUAGAAAACUAAAAAAACUAUGACCCGACCCAGCCCUUUAAUCUGCGAUAAUGAACAAUUCUAAUUUUCUUUUGAGGACACCAUAGCCUAGCCGAAAUCCCUUCAAAUAGCUAGAGUCUACAGCUGAACUAAAGCUCAAGGAGACGUAAAAGGAACGUGGUUUUAAUGAUUUCAGGAAGAGCAACAAUCAUUGUGAGGCGAGCGUGGGCCAAGCAGAGCGCUCUCCGCAAGGUAAAGGAUUCAGUAGUUCCAGGUCCUAGUCCAGCUAUCGGCAUCAGGACCAUCCACACCAGUAAGACCAGGACCAUGGCAUCAGAGUCUGGAUCCAUAGAGAGCAGUAUCAAAGACAAGCUCAUGCAGAAAUUUCAACCUACUCACUUGGAAGUCAUCAACGAGAGUAGCAUGCACAAUGUCCCACGUGGCUCGGAAACACAUUUCAAGGUGGUAGUGGUCUCGGAAGCAUUCGAUAAGGAGAGUCUGAUAAAGCGCCAUUGCUUGGUGAACGAGGUUCUCAAGACAGAGCUCGAAGGCCCGGUACAUGCCUUGUCAAUACAGGCCAAGACCCCAUCGCAGUGGUCAAGCAAUGCAACGGUCACCAAGUCCCCUCCAUGUCUGGGUGGAAUGGCCAGAGAGCAGAGAGAUCAGCAGGGAACAUGAUGCAGGACACCCCACCAGGACAGAGAUAUCUUCAUCAAAGUACAUUUUUAUUCAAGUACAUUUAUAUGCAUAUGCAAUCAAAACAGUGGCCUUCGUGUGGAGAUUGGUAUGAAGCCCUGGAAAAGAUGCUCCUUUGGACACAAGAAACGGCACCAGGUUUAGAUCACUUACAGAAGACUUCAAGAGAUACCUUUAUCAAAGUACAGUCAAACUUGUGUGCAAUUGAUUCUGUGGCCUCUCUUGACAGGUUUGUCUGGUUUCAAUAUGAAUGAUUCUGUGAUAACGAGUCUUGUUUCUGCUCUAACAGAGGGUUGUUGUUGUUGGUUAGUGUUUGAUGGUAAUUGGUCAAUUUUGACUAUCACCAACAGUUUUUUAAAUUGUAAAAAAUCAUAUGCAACAAUACAACUGACUUCCCUUUUUUUUUCUUUUAAAUAAUUAUAUAUUUUUUUUAAAGAUAAAAUAGUAUCAUGCCAGGUUACAGAGUACUGUCUGUUCUAAAUUGGCACUGUCCUGACAAACCUGCUCUUGUUUUGUAUAAAGGUUUCUUGGAAAUAAGUUUCCUAUGUCUCUAGGGUGCAGACAGGGGGCUCCCUUUGGGAUACCUCAAUAUCUUAGAACUUGAAAGGAAAGGAAUAACAAAAUCAAAGAGAAUCAUAGAAAGAUCUUUUCUGAGGAAAUUGGUUUCACGCAAUCUCACAUUUCUAUCAAAAGAAAUUUAAUAACAAACAUUUAUAACACAUGUACUGAUCUUUAUUUCUAAAUUAAUAUAUCUGCCAAAAAGCAUAAGCAAACAAAAUAUGGGCUUUUAAUGAAAUUGGUGUUAAUCAUAAGAUAAUAAUAGAAAUAAAAAAGUACUUGACAAAACCGAAAAGUUAUCAAGACAAGCAUGAUACAUAAUACAUAUGGAAAAGACUUAUUUUCAUUAUGAUACGCCUUUUAUAGGUUAUACUUAUGAUUUUGAAGAGACAAAACAUAUAACAAACUGUACACUUAUGUCUAACCUUUGUGGAUAUUGAAUUUCUUUCAACUGUUAAAAACAACACUCGGUUGUGUUUUCUGCAACACGUUAAAGAUGCUCAUUUUUUGGUCAAAAUGUUUCGUUCUUUGAUUGAAUCGAACUGCAUUUUGUAUUUUUUAAUAUGCUGAUUUUAAAAGUCCUAGAAUCUCGUCAAGGUUCAUACAAUUUGUUUCAGAAAGGAGCAUAGCUCUUUCUAUAAUAUAUCUUGGGCAUUUAGCCAAGUAGUGUUCAACAGUUUCUAUCUAGGGGCAUGAAUUGCAAUGUCCCGUUGGGUAUAUUCUCAUUCUGGCUGGAUCUACACAUGCAAAUUAUAAUCGACGGGUAAUCUUUUCUUUUGCUCGCACUAAUUUACAAAUUUACAAGUAUAGGUCGGUGAAACCGAGCUUUGAAUCAUUUUGUAGUGCGUGGUAGUGCGUGGUAAGAACUGGUCUGCCAUCGUAAUUGCCAUUGUUCAAUAAAAUGUUUUACUAAAAUUCUGUACGCUUCUGAAAGUGUGAGGUAGUUUAUUAUUUCUAUAUGUUUCCUGAGAGCAGUCUUGGUGAGACAGUCCGUGGAUUCAUGUCCUGUUCCGCAUUGGGAGAGAAUCCAUUGAACCAAGACUUUAUUGUUUUUGUAUUUAAGCUGUGUUAAACGACUUCGUAACUAUUCCCCCUAUUUUUUGGGCUGUCCCACCCCAAAAUGUUUUUUUAUGGCUUUUUACGGCGUGGCCUUCCAUUUCGGCUACCUCAAAUUAAGCAUUAACGCUUUUUGGCUGGGAACGUGGUUUUGGCUGGAGGAGCCCGGGACUCCUCCCCUUCCAAUCGCUAUGGGCUAGACCACCAGGUCAGUGCGCUUAUGCUGCAAACGACUGUUUAUUUUUUGGAUGGAUGGACGAAUUUAAGAAAAAAAGGAAGGAAAUACAUGUACUGGUUAUUUGCGGUUUGGGUCUUAACAUAUUCCGACCCGAAAUUACAUAGUAUUACCGCUGAACUUGUCGGCUCCUUAAUCCCUGGGAUAUGGUUACAUAAUUAUCCCUUGGCAGUUUUGGCCAUAGCCUAAUCUGACCCUAUUAUAUUGCAUUGUUUUGCCGCCGAACUUUUCCCUGUGGAUAUGGUCACAUAUUUAUCCAUUGGCAGUUUGGGUCAUGACAUAUUCCGACCCUACAUUACAUUGUAUUACGCCAAGGCUUUUGGCUCGUUCUUUAAUAGCUAAGGACAUGGUAUCAUAUUGAACAAUUCAUUGUAACAUAUCGUGCCGACUCUGUCGGUCUAUUACAUUAUUGCAGUCUUAUCAAUAGUUUCAAGGCCAGCCUGAAAACUUAUCUAAUGGCCAACAUUAACUAAUAUCAUCUUUUUUUUUUAAACCAUGUAUAAUGUAUUGUAAGCAAAAUUGUAUCUAAGUAUAUCAUGUAGCUCAUUGUAAGUGCCUUGAGCACCCUCUGGGUGGAUAUGUUGCGUGUUAUAUAUGUCUGUAUUAUUAUUAUUUAUCCGUCUGGGGAGGCAUAGCUCAUCGGACCAUAAAGGCCUUUACCAUCCUGAUGGUAUCGCAUACUACUUUUUGUAGUACCAUGCUGAUGCCUGUAUUACUCAGGCCGACAGUCUUGGCGACUUCAUCGCUCAGCGGGCACCAAGUGCCUCUUGCACCAUGCAUGAAGCCAAAAAGUUUAACCGAUGAAGGCUCAAACCUCGCUUCGACCGCCGGUAUAAUAGGCGCGUAUAUCAGUACUUUGCCUUUCCAGGCCUUCAUCAGCUUCUUGGGGUUGUUAUCCCAUACUACAGUGGGGUGGGGUUAAUCACGUCACAUGGUCCCCCGGCUCCCGCACUGAGAAUGAGGUCUGGUAGGUAGUUCUACCCGUCUACGCCUACCAUUUCUUACUCCCCCCCCCCUUUUCUCAUCUUUGAUAUGUUUGACCGUGUCAAGUAAAGUUUCAUAUUCAUGAACAAGUCAUAAUAAGUUCAAGGGGCAGCAGUUACUUGUUAAUUUUUUAUUUAUUUCUUUAUUUCAUUCUCCAUAAAAAACAUUAAAACAUACAAACAUGCUAUACAGAUAAAAGAUCGAUUACAAGAAAAAUGCAAAGGGAAGGAGCAAACAACAUUUUAUGGGAAUG